This is a messenger RNA of Trypanosoma brucei brucei TREU927, 1050 nucleotides long. RefSeq lists its product as hypothetical. Gene Ontology annotation, molecular function: signaling receptor activity. The record is from RefSeq and is a predicted model, not a curated record. The transcript has a single exon. NCBI's taxonomy places the organism in Eukaryota, Euglenozoa, Kinetoplastea, Trypanosomatida, Trypanosomatidae. Gene Ontology annotation, cellular component: membrane. Bases 1 to 1050 code for a protein of 349 amino acids.
AUGAUUUCAUCGAGAUUUCGAGGGGAAAACGUGAGCUCGGCAUCAACAACCAUCACAACAAAUGGCGGCGAUCAAAGUGAGAAAACAUGCAGUUCCUCCUCAAGCAUGCGUGCGACUGAGGCGCCAGUACCGUACAACAGUAAUCCAGAUCUUCCAUUGUAUACUGUCGAUCAGGUUCCACCCCAUCUUGCGGAAAAUUUAUACAUUCAUACCGGCUAUCGCAUGAAUUAUAGUGCAGGCAUGUGCUUCCGUAGUGUUUUGGCUUUGCAUAAUGAAACUUUUAACGUAUGGACGCAUCUUAUUGGGUUCGUCAUAUUUCUCAUUGUCUCUUUUGUUUUUUCGAUCGGAGUUCUGAUUCCCAGGUUGACGGACCGUCCAGGGGAGGGCAGCGAAACCGGUGGCAGUUCCUUCCCCGACACGGUGUCUCUGCUUGGUUUCCACUGGCCGACACUUUCUAUAUUUGCAGUGUAUUCUGUGAGUUGUCUCAUGUGUAUGCUCUGCAGUGCGGCCUUUCAUACGUUGAUUCCUCACAACCAUCCAGUAAUAUACCGCAUUGCUCAUACAUUGGAUUACUUUGGCAUCACCUUCCUUGUAGUUGGGUCAUUUCUGCCCAUGUGUUACUUCUGCUUUGCAUGCAAACCGCACUUGAGAUAUAUUUACCUUAUUAUGGUGUCGCUGUUUGGUGUUGGUGGGCUUGUGGGUCCCUGUUUUCGAAGGUGGACUGAUCCAGCUUACAUGUGCGCAAAGAUCACCUUUUACGUUUGUAUGGUUGGAAGCGGUCUCUUGCCCGUUUUUCACAUUUACUUAACACUUCCCAGUAGCGCCACGGCAUCGGUUGUACAAGGUUUAUUACUUAUGAUGGGUCUCUAUGGAGUGGGUGUUAUGAUUUACGCAUUGAAAGUGCCUGAGUCCUUGUACCCUGGCGAGUUUGAUAUUUAUCUUUCCAGUCACCAAUUGUGGCAUGUUUUUGUGCUGUGCGCAGCUGUUGUUCACUUCUUUAAUUGCGCUUCCAUGUACAUUAACUUUGAUAAAAUGGCGCUCAACUGCUAG